Messenger RNA from Strongylocentrotus purpuratus (purple sea urchin), 4285 nucleotides. It is a transcript of the gene prodh2, whose product is annotated as hydroxyproline dehydrogenase. Gene Ontology annotation, molecular function: proline dehydrogenase activity; FAD binding. Lineage: Eukaryota; Metazoa; Echinodermata; Echinoidea; Camarodonta; Strongylocentrotidae. The record is from RefSeq and is a predicted model, not a curated record. The transcript has 10 exons. The coding region runs from base 171 to 1715 and encodes 514 amino acids. Gene Ontology annotation, cellular component: mitochondrion.
AUACUGAGACAACUUUUCAAAACAACAACACGCUCAACCGCAGCUCACUAGCUACGUUAGUAUAUUUACAUGUACAGGUAAUAGUUGGCGAAGUUAAACCAAAUAUACGGAUUACUGCGCUGUGAACGUUUGUUCCAUGAAUAUUUCUAAAUUGUACAAGAAGAACUGUCAUGUUUCAGGCGAGGAUGAUUAGAGCUAGGGCAGUACGUCAUGCACGAAGAUUUUUUCAUCACCAAAAAGACACUUUUGCAUGUGAACGAAGAUGUCGUCACGGUUGCCUUCCGGUUUCAACUCUAGCUCAGCGCCAUAACAGCAGUGGCCGUACUGUGAAUGCAUUCGCAGAGGAUGACCUACUUCACAAGAAAGGUCUACUGGUCCAGGGGGCUGAUGGAAAGUCGCCUCCUGUAAUCGACUUUAGCAAAGCAGAAAUCAUCUUCAAGCAGAAAGCAACCCUGGAGCUGGGAAGGAGCUUUGUGGUGCUUCAAAUGUGUAGCUUCAACUUUUUGGUUGAUAACAGUUUCAAGCUGAUGACCCUUGGCCUUCGGGUGAUGGGUGAGACUCUCUUCACAGCCCUCAUGAGGGCAUCCUUUUACGGCCAAUUUGCGGCAAGUCCGCAGUCGGUCCGGCAGGUAGCAAACAAGUUCAACGCUGCUGACAUCGCACCUAUGCUGGCCACAACUGCUGAAGAGAAAGUGGGAGAUAGCCCAGAUGCCAUAAAUGAGGAAAAGUAUGAGAGGAACGUAGAAACUAUGCUACUGUGCCUUGACAUGCAAACUGAAGUGGCCCGGCCUAAUCAGCCAAUCCUUUCUCAACUCAGAAUAACAUCUUAUAUCAAGGCUGAUCUUCUGGCCAGACUCUCGGACAUUCUUGCAACGAUGGAUAAUAACUUCUUGACGGACAACCCUGUUUGUGUUGCCAAUUUGAUGAAUGGACUGGAUGGCGACUUAAUGGAUAUUCCAGAGCUGACAGACAUGGAGUUAACCCAUCUCAAGCAUGCUCUUAAGAGAAUUGAUACUGUUGUUCAGAGAGCAAUACAAAAUGGGAUCAAGACUCUAGUGGAUGCUGAGUAUGUGUCUGUCAAUCAAGCGAUGUCCCUCAUCACACUUGCUAUAAUGAAGAAAUACAACAGCAAGGAGCCUCUGGUAUGGAACACAUACCAGUGCUAUCUGAAGGAUGCUCUGGUGAACUUGAAGAGGGGUGUAGCCGUGGCAGAUGCGGAGGGGUUUCAGUUUGGAGUGAAGGUGGUGAGGGGGGCGUACAUGGCACAGGAAAGGGAGACUGCUAGAUUAGAAGGCCUGCCAGACCCUGUGAAUGAUACCUAUGAAGAUACCAACAACAUGUAUGACACAGUGGUGGCACAUCUUUUGGAUCUUGUCCAUCAGCGUAGCAGCAACAGCGUUAAUUUGAUCAUCGCAACCCACAACAUAGAGUCAGUGAGCAAGGCAAUGAAAAGGAUGUGGGAACUGGGCUUGCCACCAAGAGAGGGCAGUGUUGUCUUCGGUCAGCUGAUGGGAAUGUGCGACCAUGUUUCGUAUGGGCUAGGACAAGCUGGAUAUCUGACGUACAAGUCCAUUCCAUUUGGCUGCAUGGAGGAUGUGCUAGCCAACAUGUCAAGACGCGCCCAGGAGAACAAGACUGUCUUCCAUCGCUUGAAGCAGGAGAAGAAGAUGCUGAGACAGGAGAUAAGCCGUCGAACUCUCUCCAUCAGUCAAUAAGGGGGUAACCAGAUUCUUUCUCAUAAGCCUGUACUGGUGCAGAGCCAUCUAUACACAGAGUUUGGCCAACCCGGUUCAAGUUGGACACAAUAUGGCGACUACUGCUUUGUUGGGCAAGCACAGAACAUAAGAAUAUACAUAAGAAUAUACGCCAUAUACGCCAUGUUGUGACCCAGUGAAACCAAGUUGGCCAAACUCUGUGUAUAGAUGGCUCUGCUAGUAGAUCUCCUCUAGUGCCAUCUUGAGUCAGCUUCAGCACCAUGCAUGUCCCGUAACUGGCCUCUUGGUUCUUGCAUCUAGUAUUGGGUAUUAGGUAUUGGGUUAUGCACUAUUAGCAAAUUAACCAUGAGAUGGCACUGUGCAUUAACCCUAAAAAGACUGGGGAGCUGAUUAAGCCCCCUCCCCCCUCCUCUAUUUUGGCGAUUCCUUCCUAAUGCUAAAAUAUUUUACAGUGCCAGUUCAUGACUUUUAUCCUUAUAGUCUUGUGCAUCUUUUGAUAUCAAAUUCACGCCCCCUGGUCGACAGUCCGGGUGUUAUGUAACAUUUUGCAAUCAUGUGUCACUGAAAUUUUUUUUUUUUUUUUAAAUUCUCAUAACAUACAGAGUUUUUAGAUGCACCUUUAAUGUUACAGUUUUAUUCCCAUUUGUGCACAUGUACUGUUCGUAUUCCCAUUUGGCAUGGUGAAUAAAACUUAGUGCAUUCUCAUUUGCAUAAAACAAUACAAUGUAUAAAGAAUAAUACAAAGAAAAACAAAGAAAAAGGUAAAACUGAAUUAAUUUUCAUGAUUAAGACAAAUAAACUCGCACUGUUGCUGAAGGAAGUAAAAUGUCUUUCAUGAUUUCACAUAAAAUCAUCACCAAAGCAUGUGUUCAUGAUAUAAUAUGACAUCAUAAUUAUUCAUUAUACUCUUUUAAAAAUCUUUUUUUGUGUAAAUAUAAUCUUAGCAUGUUUAUUGUACCGUGAACAGUUUUGUUUCUUAAGAAUCACUAUAUAUUAAGAAAAAUACAAAAUACAAUUUGUGCAUAAUUAAAUAGAUCUAAUUAGCAUAUUCAAUAAUAUAAAAAAUAUUUUAACUAUGCAAUAUUGUAGAUCUCAUGGACUUCUAUCACCAUUUGAAAUUUGGAAUCGAUCAGAGUUUCGGUGGCCAAGAUCUUUAGCCCCCCCCCCCGCCCACAGUUUUUUUAAAGGUUCAAAAUAGCCUGAGCCAAUAUUCAUCACUUCAGUAUCGCUUUAUAAACUGCCAUAGCAAAAUGACAUAAACAUAAUUGCCUCACAUUUUGUGUACUUUAUAAUACACAGGUAAGUGAGGACAAUAAGAGGCCUUUGUAAUGCUAAUCCUUUUCUGUUCAUGGCCACUUGCCACUCAUCUGCACGUCAGGUUUAGUAUUCUAUAGAGUACAUAUGUGAGAGGUAUUUAAUGACAAGUUGGGGGAAAUUCUUUGUGCUUUCAAUGUUUUGACACUUUCUUCUAUGUGUAGUUUAUACUGCAGCACAGGAACAGCAACAAUCCCUUUCUUACAAGUGAUGUUUGAAGAAAACAAAUUCAGGGAAAGCUACUAAAUUUGUUUUGUAUUUUCAUGAUAUUCUGUAAAUAUUCUUAAUCUUUGAGAUCUAUUUUGUCCUAUCUUCUGCAUUAUGAUAGUCAUUAUAGUGGAUACCAUCAUUAUAUUCAUCAUUGUUAUCGUCAUCUUCAUUACCAUCAUCACCAAUUCACUUUUGUCAUUAUCAUCAUCAUCAUCAACAUCAACCCAUCAUCAUUGUCAUCAAUAAUGUCAUCAUUACUACCGGCAUCAACUUCAUUACCGUUAUCAGCAUCAUAAUUGCCAUCAUCAUCAUCAUCAUGCCACCAACAUCAUCAUCAUCAUUGCCACCACUAUCUUCAUCACCACCAUUACUGCAUAAAUAUGUAACAGUCAAUAACAUAUACAUUUUAUUUUCGUAAAAUAUAAAGCCAAGAGGAGCUGUACUUUGCCUCAAUCAUGCAAUGGCAAUUAAUAAAUAUGGUAUUUUAUGAUGAUGUGAUUCCAGGUCUAUUGCUUAAUUAUACUGUGAUAACUUUUUGCAGUGCCUUUACCAUUAGUGUGAUGGCAUACUGUAUAACAGCUGUGGGGGAGUCUCUGUUUGAUGGCAUACUGUAUAACAGCUGUGGGGGAGUCUCUGUUUAUGAACAUAGUAUUUUAAACAUCAUGGCAUCUUGUCAUUUGUAUAUACAUGUAUUACAGGUGUAUGUUAUUUUAGAAUGCAGAGAUGAACACACUAUCAAGACUGGUAUGAUUUGACAGGUUUUCCACAGGUAUAUUGGCUUAAAGGGCCACUCUAACCAAAACGGGCUAAAAAUGAAAAAAAGACAUGUACAAUAAUUUUUGACGGAGAUUCCGAACAUGACAAGAUUUAGUCUUAGAAUCAUCAAUAAUUCUGGAAUCUAGCUUUAAAAAUGACGACUAAAAAAGAAUGCUCAGAAAAAAGCCCAGUUUCGGUGAUGACGCAUUUGACGUCACUGCAGGCGCCUCUCCGGUGAAAAGGCAGAUGAAUUAGGCAUUAAAAUGUCUUUAAAAAGGCAAACUAUGAGA